UUGUUCUCCAAGUCAGAAGCCCCGCAGCUGCGGCGGCGAGAGCGGAGCAAGCGGAGCGCACGGUCUGCGGGUCCACAGGCGCGGGUGACCCGGAGCCUCCGCGGGAGCCCGCGCCCCGCCCCGUCCCGCCCCGCCCGCCGCGCCUCAGCCGGGACCCACCCGCAGCGGAGGCUGAGCCCGGCGGCGGCUCCUCAGAGCUCGCCCACCUCCUUGCGCCGGAGCGCAGGCAAAAGGGGAGAAAAGAUUCCUCGCUUUGGUCACCACUCUUUCUCGCCUUCUCCAAGAAUUUGUUUAAGGUAGUGCUGCGGGCAGAAGACAUCUUUUUGAAUUCUCCGGCAGGGGCGGGGUCUGCCGCUGCCCUGCGGUGCCACCUCAGCGACACUGCCCUCUGUUAGGACCCCUGACCAGCCGAGGUCACGUUCGGGAGACCGAAUCAUGAAGCGCUCGGUGACCGCUUGGCUCUUGAUCGGGCUUAGCCUCGGUGUCCCCCAGUUCUGCAAAGGUGAUAUUUGUGAUCCCAAUCCAUGUAAAAAUGGAGGUGUUUGUUUGUCAGGAUUGUCUGACAAUUCCUUUUCCUGUGAGUGUCCAGAUGGCUUCACAGAUCCCAACUGUACUAGUGUUGUGGAGGUUGCAUCAGAUGAAGAAGAGCCAACUUCAGCAGGUCCCUGCGUUCCUAAUCCAUGCCAUAAUGGAGGAACCUGUGAAAUAAGUGAAGCGUACAGAGGGGACACAUUCAUAGGUUACAUCUGUAAAUGUCCUCGAGGAUUUAAUGGGAUUCACUGUCAGCACAACAUAAAUGAAUGUGAAGCUGAGCCUUGCAAAAAUGGUGGAAUAUGUACAGAUCUUGUUGCUAACUAUUCCUGUGAGUGCCCAGGUGAAUUCAUGGGAAGAAAUUGUCAGUACAAAUGCUCAGGCCCAUUGGGAAUGGAAGGUGGAAUCAUAUCAAAUCAGCAAAUCACAGCUUCCUCUACCCACCGAGCUCUUUUUGGACUCCAGAAGUGGUAUCCCUACUAUGCACGUCUCAAUAAGAAGGGGCUUAUAAAUGCAUGGACAGCUGCAGAAAAUGACAGAUGGCCAUGGAUUCAGAUAAAUUUACAAAGAAAAAUGAGAGUCACUGGUGUGAUUACUCAAGGAGCUAAAAGGAUUGGAAGUCCAGAAUAUAUAAAAUCUUACAAAAUUGCCUAUAGCAACGAUGGAAAAACUUGGACAAUGUACAAAGUAAAAGGCACCAAUGAAGACAUGGUGUUUCGUGGAAAUGUUGAUAACAACACACCUUAUGCUAACUCUUUUACACCCCCGAUAAAAGCUCAGUAUGUAAGACUCUAUCCGCAAGUUUGUCGAAGACACUGCACUUUGAGAAUGGAACUUCUUGGAUGUGAACUAUCAGGCUGUUCGGAGCCUCUGGGGAUGAAAUCAGGACAUAUACAAGACUAUCAGAUCACUGCAUCAAGCAUCUUCAGGACUCUCAACAUGGACAUGUUCACUUGGGAACCAAGGAAAGCUCGGCUGGACAAACAGGGCAAAGUGAAUGCCUGGACCUCUGGCCACAAUGACCAGUCACAAUGGUUACAGGUGGACCUUCUGGUCCCUACCAAAGUAACUGGCAUCAUUACACAAGGAGCUAAAGAUUUUGGUCACGUACAGUUCGUAGGCUCCUACAAACUAGCUUACAGCAAUGAUGGAGAACACUGGACUGUAUACCAGGAUGAAAAGCAAAAAAAAGAUAAGGUUUUCCAGGGCAAUUUUGACAAUGAUACCCACAGGAAAAAUGUCAUCGACCCUCCCAUCUAUGCACGGCACAUCAGAAUCCUCCCCUGGUCCUGGUAUGGGAGGAUCACGCUGCGCUCGGAGCUGCUGGGUUGUACAGAGGAAGAGUAAGGAGCCUCCACACCCCACAACCCUCUUCUCUGUCCCCCUAAAACUAUCUCCGUGGGAAGAACUGUACAAACUCUGUAGGAAACUGAAUGGGAUUUUUCAUAAAAAAUGCUCAAAUUAUGUCCACUGUCUUUUUCAGGAGGUCUAAGCCUGCCUUUUCAAUGGUUUAAUUUUAAUUUCUAUUGUUUUAAAUUUCUUAAGCAACAUCACAUACCUUGUGCAUUACUUUUGUCAUUGUUUUCUGAAUUAUUCUCAAUGGUUGAAAUAUAUUAAGGAAAGAAAGUAGCACUCUUUUGAUAGCAAGGGUAAAAAAAAAUCUCAUAAUUAUCAAAUAAAAGCAAGAGUUGAUAGAGCAUUUAUAAUCAAUACUCAGCUAAUUCUUAUAAAAGGAACACUGCAAUGUUAGCAAUAAGUUUUUUUUCUUCUGUAAUGACUCCACAUGAUCAUAAUUGUUUUCCCUGUGCCUACCGAACACUGUCAGUGUUUAUAACCGAAUUUUGAAGAAUCAGUUACAUGCAGGUACUAAUUGAUAUUAUAAUUCUCAUUUUACUUUCAUUAUUUCUAAUCAAAUAUAUCAUGUGAUCUUUUUCCUUUUCAUUCUAUUCUAUAUUCUUUAUAUUGUAUAUUGACUAAGUCCUAUAUUUUUCUAAUUGAGUUUUUUCCUGUUAUUUGCCAAAAAGUUUCAUGUUUGUGUGUGUGUAUAUGUAUGCAUAUAUAUAUGCAUACAUAUAUAUGGAACAUGAUUGCAUAUCAGUAGAUUGAUCAUAUUUAAUAUCAGUAGAUUGAAUCUGCAAUUCUAUUUUUGAAGGAAGCUAUAACUAUAUAAUUUCCAAAUACUUCCUUUAUAAAAAACCCAUUACAACCAUUUUGCAAGAUAUAAACAACAACAAAAUAGUAUUAUGUCCCUUUAAACCAGAAGUUAAAACUUUGUUUUGACGGUAUGUACAUAGCCUUAUCUUUAAAAUAAUACAAUAAUGAAUUCUUUGUCCAUUUAAAAUUUUUUUGGCAAACAAAUAUUAACACAGUGCUGCAGAGCCUGGCCAAGCAUACUCAUCAUUUCUUUGUUCAUCUCUGCAUUUCCUGUGAAACUAAAACUUUACUGAGACUUGAAUGAAACUGGUGGCAGUUUCCCAGGAAAGCACACUGUGUAGUUAUUUGUGAAAAGUAUUUACUAAUGACAAUGUAGUAGAUCAUUUUAAGAUGAAAAUUGAUUUCUAUUUAUUUUGCUUCAGAGGUCCUGAAAAAAUAAGCAAUUAUCAUAACAAUUUGUUAUUGAUAAUGGAGGUUUCAUUGACAUGUUUCUCAAAUUAAAGUUCACACUGCCUCCAUAAUAGUCCUCAACAUCUAAUUUAUAAGCUUUACAAGCAUUUAUUUUAUAAGGCUUAGACACAGAAUUAUUGGAGUUUUAAAUUAAGGGUCCUGGAAAAGAAAGUAUAGUAUGUGUAUGAAAUGUUAAGGUCCUGUGCAAAACUGAGAAGUUGGUUUUGUUUUUUUUUUUUCCCCUCUAUUAUUUGUGCUGCAUAACAAAAGCCACUAGACUGUUACUGUCUUGUCUGUCCAUGUGUUAACAGCAUUUCUUAAUGAUGUAUAUAUGGAGUGGUCUUCAAUCAUAGUGAAGAAUUUAAAGGGAAAGUCAAUCAUAAUGGUGUUUUUAAUAAGAGUAAAAUUAGGACUGGCUGGCCACACAUUUUUCCGAUGCCCAUGGGCUUUCUACUUCAGGUUCUUAUGAAAUUGUUGAUUGGAAGCAUCUGAAACGGUAAUCAUUUUUCAGCAUCUUUCACAAACAAAAUUGUUAGGUCCCAAUAUUGCCUUUUUCAGACAACUUUAAAAUUAAGAAUUAAAUCUUUUUAAUUUCCUAAAUAUCAAAGUUGUAUUACAAAUAAUUACUUAGGUCCAAAAAGACACACACACUUACUGUCUAGCCAAUGCCUUUUAUUUCCGUAAACAUCUACUGCCCCACCAAAUUUCUAGCCGUUUUCCUUUGCAGACUAUGCACGAUUCUUCAUUCCAAACAGAGUAGGUUUUAGAAAUUAUGAGUAAUGCUUUGUAAUGAUUUACUUUCUCAAAACUAUUCCUGGCUUCUUGUGAUGUUUUGAGUUUUAUUUUAUUGAUAGUUUUUUAAACAAAUAUUUUAAAAGGGAGUUUGUUAAACUUACAAAACAAAUAUUUUAAAAGGGAGUUUGUUAAACUUACACUUCUUACCUUUUAGAAAUACAGUGGAGUGGCUCUCUCUUGCCUGUGCAUUUUCUCUCUGCUCUCUGCGCUCUUCACUAAUGUGGCAUGACCAGUGGGGUAUCUAUUUGUCCCACGAUGCCUCAAAUUCGUGAAGACAAAGGGAUUCCCACAUGUGGUGAUGUUAACAAUUCCUGUGAAGUAGUAUGUAGCUUUUGUAUCAUUUGCAUCAAUGACACCGAAGGGAAACAAAUUUAUUCUAUUUAAAUUCACCCUAAAACAAAUGAAAUCUUAGAAGCAGAACACACAGAAAAAUCACCUAAGUCUUCGCUAUAUGGAGUAGCUAUAAUAUGCUAGUUUUAUAAUCUAUGAAAUAACAUUCUAAACAUCUCCAUUUUAUCUAUGUCCUGUUGAAAGCACUUAUCAUAGUAACUAAUUCUAAUUUCAGGGUUGACUUUCUCUUUCUGAAUGGCUUCAAAGGAUUGGUGUGAACUUUGAAGACUUAGGGUACUAAUGAUUGUAUCUUUGCUAGUCAACAAAUUAUGAAACAAUACUGCUGGCGUCUGAUGUGUCAGUAAGUACAGAAGUUACUAAGACACAAAUAACCUUUGCAAACUUUCAAGCUGUGUAAUAUUCCAAUGUUGGUUUUUUUCUUUAUAUAUAGACUUAAAUCGUGUAGGAUGUUGUAAAAUUAGUAUGACCUUGUCUAGUCUUCAAACUUAAAAUAAAACUUUUGAAAAUCUGGGAUACCUUUGAAGCAGUUGUAAUUAAACACAUUUGUAAGAAUACACAAAUUGUCUGAAUGCCCACUACUCUUAACUACAUGCUUGAUGUACUUUUUCUUUGUACAAGACAAUUAAGCAAAUGCAUAAAAAAACAAAUUACAGUAGCCUCCAAAUACCCCUUGAUAACAGCUAACCUCAAUUUUCCAAAAUUUUUAAAAUGUGUGCAUUUCUCCCACUCCUUUUAGCUGUGCAAAAUUUAUUAGAAUACUGGUAGCGCAAAGUCAUUUUCUGCCUCAUACAUGUUUAAAGUUUUGUGUUCCAGGAUUGAUCUGCCCGUUGUUAAUCACAUGCCAUUGCUAGCACUUCUAGUAUUUUUUAAAUACAUGAUUCUCAGGAGCAUAAUGAAGCAAUCCAGUCAAUAAUAAGCAAUAACACAAAUAUUAAUAAUAUAUUUACCCAUGUAACAUCAGCUAUUGCUUAAAGACUGUCAGAACACUUGAUUUCUUCAUAAGCCCUGUUUCUGCCUCUCUGGAAGUCAUGGGUAAAAUAUUAAGUCUGUGUUCUUCCCACUUCUUAAGAUAUUUUCUUAAGAUUCAAAAAUCUAGGGAAAAAAAAGUAAGCUAUUAGAUGUUGAUUCCUUAGUUGAGUUUCAGUGAAUCUCUGAGAGAUCUUGGUAUCAACUUGUCAUGUGUGUUCAUUGUAGUCAUGUGUAGUCAUGUGUAGUCAUUCAUGUUCCCCUACUUUAACUGCAUUUGAAGGUGAAUGCUUCAGUGGGCCUCCAUUGCUUACCUCACCUUUUCACAUACACAAACAUAUACAAAUAUGCUUUUACUAAGUUAAAUAUAUAUAUAUAUAUAUAAUAUCAUAUAUUUAAUAUAUACUUAAGAAGGCCAAUAAAGAAUCAGGACAACAUCUACACAGAGUAAAAAUUCAUUGUGAUAGAAUAAAUACUCAACAGAAAAUUUUUCAAUUAUGAAGCUUUUAAAAUUACUGAUUCAAGAUGUGGAAACAAUAGGAACAUUUAGAAUUCCAAGGAGGAAAGUCUGACCCUGUUGGAAUCUGUUUUAAAAAUCAAUUAGGGAUAACAUCAUGAAUGGAAGAUAUUCUCUCUGUAGAACCUACAAGUUUAAAACAUCUAGCACUUCAACUGUGAGUACAUGAUUUUAAGUAAAGAUUUUGGUAAAGAAACAUUAGUUUUUACUGUCGGUGAUGCAGUGUUCUCUAUCUCUCCUCCCUAAGGCCAGUUGAAAACAAUAUUAACAAUGGAGUUAGUGUGUUAUUUGUGCAAAAUAUUGCCUCUAGCCUUCAAAAUGCAAAACAACUCUUUUACCUGAGCAGGUAAAGUGGAGGAUUAAGCCACUUUGCUAGCUGGAAAUAACCUGAACUGCUCUGAAACAGAAUGCAAUGUUAAAUCUGUCUUUACAAAGAAAGAAUACCUAGUGUAUGUAGCAAUUUUUCUAUUGAUUUUGAAGGGGGAAAUAGGAUUCCUUGAUUCUACUGCAGUAAGUAUCUAUAAUUCAUAUUGGAAGUUUCAAAAUUGCUACCAAAUAAAGUGUUUUCCACAGUAGGCAAGUGGCACUUACUCAGAGAGUGAUUCUAUUAGAUGAAUUUGGUAACGGAAACAGGAAAACAUUUUUGGAAAAGGCUCCUCAUUUAGUUGUUUUUGCAUAUCUUGGCAGGAGUUGAUUGAGUCAUUUGAAAACACUAAUGCUGUGGAAAUAUGGUAUAGUAACAUCACCAAAUGGUCACCAUAUUACAUGAUUAGGCAUUGCAUAUGGUGACUGCCUCUGAUUUAAUUUUGUUUUAAUGUCCUCAAAGGCAUGAACCACACUCUUCUAUAUUUAUGUAAAGUCCCCCUAGUGCCAUUCACAUGCCUAGCCAUGAAUAUGUUAAUUAUGAUGAUGAAUUGACAUAAGAUCAACUUGCUGCUACCUGGAAAAGAAGUGGUGGGAGUGAGACUGAUGCCGCAUUCAAACAGCAAGUCCCCCGUGGCCAGUACGGAAACAGCUUCGUAAUGACUUGUAGGAGCAGCGGGGCCCAGACGUUGUAGAGAAUUAAGGGGAAGGCGACUGGGAGCGGACUGCAUGCCUAUGACAGAGAAGGAAUGUUUCCAAUAAUAAAUGACUUAAAUGGCAGAUUAAACCUGGAUUGGCACCUAUUUUAUAAUUGUUCCGCUUCUUAGUGAAUAAUAGAGCUAAUUAUAUAAAAAUGAGAAAUAUAAUGAAGAAUUUUAAAAUAGUGUAUUUUAAAAAUAAUAAAAGAGAAUUAAGAGAAUUCUAUUUUAUUUUAAAAAUAAUAAUAGUAAAAUAAUAAUAAUAAUGACUUGCUUUGUAGUGGAACUGUGGCAGGCCAGUGACUCUAGCUGACAGGAUUAGUACAGCGCUUCUUGAGCCCAGUGGCAUUUUCCACCUGGGCUCAGGAAAGAGGAAUUGAACAGAGAGGUGAAAGAGGGCGUAUCACAAAGUGCACUACAUAAUUAACCUCAAGCGGUUUAACUUCCUCGGUUCUUGAAUUCCUUAGGUAAUAAUAUGGAAAAAUGCUAUUUUUUUAAAGAUUUUAUUUAUUUGUUUG
Molecule: messenger RNA, 7343 nt
Organism: Zalophus californianus (California sea lion)
Lineage: Eukaryota; Metazoa; Chordata; Mammalia; Carnivora; Otariidae
Gene: EDIL3
Product: EGF like repeats and discoidin domains 3
Exons: 11
Coding region: 436-1878 (480 amino acids)
Molecular function (GO): calcium ion binding
Source: RefSeq, a predicted model, not a curated record